Drosophila mojavensis is the source of this 1891-nucleotide messenger RNA. RefSeq names its product casein kinase II subunit beta (gene CkIIbeta). Bases 100 to 765 code for a protein of 221 amino acids. Lineage: Eukaryota; Metazoa; Arthropoda; Insecta; Diptera; Drosophilidae. Gene Ontology annotation, molecular function: protein kinase regulator activity. The transcript has 7 exons. The record is from RefSeq and is a predicted model, not a curated record. Gene Ontology annotation, cellular component: protein kinase CK2 complex; cytoplasm.
AGCUUUCUAACUAAAAAUUAAAACGCAUAAACUUUGUAAACAAAUCCAUCGAAAAUAUUUUUUGCUCACGAUUUCAUUUACAAUCAUCAAAUUGGCAGCAUGGCAAGCAAAAUGAGCAGCUCCGAGGAAGUCUCCUGGGUUACCUGGUUCUGCGGACUUCGCGGCAAUGAGUUCUUUUGCGAGGUCGAUGAGGAUUACAUACAGGACAAGUUCAAUUUAACUGGUUUAAAUGAGCAGGUGCCCAACUAUCGUCAAGCCUUGGACAUGAUAUUAGAUCUGGAACCGGAGGAUGAACUUGAAGAUAAUCCAUUGCAAUCGGAUAUGACCGAACAAGCAGCUGAAAUGUUAUAUGGGCUCAUACACGCUAGAUAUAUAUUAACAAAUCGUGGCAUCGCUCAAAUGAUUGAGAAAUAUCAAACUGGCGAUUUUGGACAUUGCCCACGUGUCUAUUGUGAGAGUCAGCCCAUGUUGCCUUUGGGACUGUCGGAUAUACCCGGCGAGGCAAUGGUGAAAACCUAUUGUCCCAAGUGCAUUGAUGUUUAUACACCAAAAUCGUCGCGUCAUCAUCACACUGAUGGCGCCUAUUUUGGCACUGGUUUUCCACACAUGCUCUUCAUGGUGCAUCCCGAGUAUCGCCCAAAGCGUCCUACUAAUCAAUUUGUUCCACGUCUGUACGGCUUUAAAAUUCACAGCUUAGCUUAUCAAAUUCAGCUGCAGGCAGCAGCCAAUUUCAAAAUGCCACUACGAGCGAAACGGGAGACAUAGUUACAACGGAAGAGAACCGACAGCUACAGACCCUAACUACGAAGGUUUUGAGCGCCAGAAGGAAAAAUCAUUUAUACAAAAUAAAAGUUAAAAAAAAAGAAAAAAAAAAUGCGUUUAUAUAUAUAUAAAAAAAAAAAUAAUAAUAAUAAAACAAACAACAAAAAUAUAUAUAUAUAUAUAAUAAACUAAAUUCGUAGUGAAGUGAAAAAAGUAGUAGAAAAUGUAUUUAAAGAACAACAAUUUCAAUGAAAAGGAACAAAAAUUAUAAUAAUAUGACAGUUAUAUGAUAGAGUACGGAAAAGGAAUUCUUAAAGGAACACCCACACCAUCACAGACACAUACACACGCACAGUACCCAUUUGGCCAUACAAAAAUUGAUCGAUAUUGAUAUCGAUAUCAAACAUGUCGCAUUCACACAAAAGCUCAUGAGAACGAACAUAACGAAUUUUUGUCGUUGACACAAUCAAAAAUGUGCAUAUAUAUGUAUAUAUAUACGUGUGUAUAUGCAUACAUGUAUGUAUAUAUAUAUAUAUAUAUAUAUAUAUAUAUUAUUUAUGUUAGCAUUUAGUAAUAUAAGUAAUCGAAGAAAUGCAACGACAGAAGGCAGCAAAACAAACAUCAGCACACACACAUUACCUAGAGGGAUUUUUAUCAUUAAAUUAUUAUGCGCUUGUGUUUUGCUGUUCGUAUGUUUCUCUUUGUUUUGCACACACGCACACACACACACACACAGAUUCAUAUAUGUACUCUAAACACGCGUAUUCACAAACACACGAACAGUCGUUUUUAACUUAGUAUGUAUUAGUAAAUAAUUAUGUUAAAAAAAAAAAAAAAAAAAAAAAAAAAAAAAAAAACAACCAGAUAUAUACAUAAAUAACUUGUCUUUAGUUUUUAGCCUUUUUAUAAUACCAUAUAUAUAUUAUAUAUAUAUGUUUCAUACACAUGUACUUUGCAUUUGUUUUACUUUCCUUUGUUUGUUUGUUUUUUUUUUUUUUUUUUCUUCAUAUAUGUAUUUACAUCUGCUUUUACAUAACGCACGUAAUUUAUAUUGUACAACAGGACACAAUAGGUGGCAACACUAGACCAAAACAACACAGUUAGAUAAUAGAUUGAAAAAAAAAAAGAA